AUGGAUGGAGAUCAAGGGAAUGACUAUAAUGACAAUGUUGAUGAGCCUAAUGAAAGUUUAAUGGAGAUGGACCCAACAGUGCAUAUGUGUUUUGACUCAAUGGUUGAAGCUAAAAAUUUUUACACAAACUACGCCAUUAGACGUGGGUUUGCCGUGCGGACUAGAACUUCUAAAAAAGAUAAAGACAACAACGUCUACUACCUCAGAAUAGUUUGUUCAAGGGAGGGAAAAUAUGUGUCUUCCGUCAAACCAGUGGUAAAAACACUUCCAAGUCAAAUUAACCAAUGUCCUGCUGGGAUAACCAUUGCAAAGAAGGAGGACAAGUGGUUUAUAAGGACCGUUGUUCUGGACCACAACCAUGAUCUUUGUCCAAAUAACUUCAAACUAUUUGCAGCCAAUAGAAAGUUAAGCAUGCAUGCAAAACACACGUUGGAGGUCAACCACGAUGCUGGAGUUAGGUUAAAUAAGAGUUUCCUUAGCAUUGUCAAUGAUGCAGGGGGCUAUGAAAACAUGGACUUCGUGGAGCGGGACGCUCAAAACUACAUUGGCCAACACAGAAGAUCUUUAUGUAAGGAUGGUGAUGGUCAGGCACUCCUACGACACUUUUCGUCAAUGAAAGAUAGAAAUAACGAGUUCUUCUAUGACAUUGCACUGGAUGAAGGGAAUAAAAUCUGUAGUGUGUUUUGGGCUGAUGCAAGAAGUCGUGCUGCAUGUGAAGAAUUUGGUGACGUUGUUUCCUUUGACACCACUUACUUAACAAAUAAGUACGACAUUCCAUUUGCGCCUUUUGUUGGAGUUAACGAUUAUGGACACUCCAUUUUACUUGGUUGUGGAUUGCUGUCUUCGGAAGACACUGUCUCAUUUGUCUGA
Messenger RNA from Vigna angularis (adzuki bean), 870 nucleotides. Its product is annotated as protein FAR1-RELATED SEQUENCE 5-like. The record is from RefSeq and is a predicted model, not a curated record. The transcript has a single exon. The coding region runs from base 1 to 870 and encodes 289 amino acids. Lineage: Eukaryota; Viridiplantae; Streptophyta; Magnoliopsida; Fabales; Fabaceae.